Molecule: messenger RNA, 6300 nt
Organism: Symbiodinium necroappetens
Lineage: Eukaryota; Dinophyceae; Suessiales; Symbiodiniaceae
Source: the annotation of a GenBank genome assembly
AUGUUUAUCAGAGUUCGUCUACAAUCGCGAAUGGGUCGUGGCAGAGGAUGGGACAACGCUCCCAAGAGCGCACAACAAGGUCCACAGCCUGCUUCUUGGCAGUUGUGGCGUGGUGCCAACUCACCUUCUGUGGCGCCUUGGAAGGAGCGCCCUACAGCACCGAAGAAUCCGCCGAAGAAGUAUGUCUUCCCCACGUACAAUGGAGCUCCUGCCAAUGCCCCUUUCUCCAACCCUGCGGUUAUCCCCAAGCCUAUCUCGGUUCAGGAGACUGGCCACUUGGUCACGGAUAUGCAGUCCGCCCUCAAUUUUGCUCGAAAGACAGAGGCCAGAGUUGCGAGGCUACAUACUGCAUACUCCCAAGCUCAGGAGCAGUGGGAGGCAUUCGAAACGAAGGCCAAGGCGAACUUCCAGACAGAACGCCGCAGAGCUCCUGGCUUGGUUGCUAUCCCGGAGGUGGAUGGUUCUGUCAGCGCCCUCUUUGCAGGAUGGGCCGACGAAGACACUCGAACUAUGGACGGUGUCCUCCAAAGAGCUCUGGGAGCCGUGAUUCCUCCCAGCACACCACAGCGUGUCACUGGUGUACCGCCUAUGACCGAGCUGCAGGGCCACCUCUCGUUGCUCAGAUUCCUGGUCAAGCCCCCAAACACCCUGGGCAGCGAGAUCGCGAACAGGCUCCAUCAUUCAGCUGGUCCUGCCACUUGGGAGAAUCGCUGUGACCGCCUGGUCAUUCUGACCAUCCAGUCAUACCACGGCCACAUGAACUGCCUCCCCAACAGCUCACCACAGCCGUUGGCACUUGCGAUGUACAUGUGUCCCAGGAUUGAGGGAUUUUUAUCCGUCAUUCAGUUUCCCAGCGUCAUUCGGGCCCUUCAAGAUGGAUAUGCAGCCGUAGUUGCAGACCUCACCAGAGUAGGAGGCAAGUAUUUUCCUGUCAUUCUUCCCAAAAGAAUGUCAUACGAUGUGCUUCACGAAUACCUUCGACCCAUGACCUCUGCACUUCAUGACGAGGUCGUCCUCGACGAUGGCGAGGUUAUUACUAUGCUUGCUGCAGGUACCCCUCCGCCCUCCAAUUCCAGAGCGACCGACCUCUUUGUUGCUGAUGUCCCUUGGUUCCGGCUCGACAAGAACCGAAUCCUGACCUGUGCUUUUCCAAUAGAGGAUCUCGACGUCCAAGGCCUUUUGGCCUUAAACCCCAAUUCCUACACACACAUGUGCCCACACAUCAUGUUCCCAGCAUUGCUGCCGAUGUUGGCAUUGCUCUUCCCAGGCACCUUAGAUGAACCUGAUGGCGAUCCCGAGCCUGCAGCACAGGUCGCAUACCUGCAACCGCCAGCCGGCCCCCCGCCAGCGGUCCCUGUGCACGACGACUCAGUCGAGUCGUGGCCGCCUCCCUGGGAAACUCAUGGCGACACUGUUGCGGAGUUUUAUGACGUUACCCUUCCAUCCGAACACAGCUGGAAUGAAGGUGCUAACAGUCGUGCGAACAGCCGUGGCACCGCAACGCAGGGCACUGCCUGGUCACCCAUUGAUGGUCAUCCGGCUCCACAAGUCAUGCCCGCACCUGAGGAUGGUGGUAGCGAAGGUGCGGCCGCUCCCGCCCCUCAUGUUGAUGAUGUUGCCGAGUCUGAGCCUCGCAUUCCACUAUUUGCGCUUGUGUAUGUGCCAGACAUUUUGCCCGAGCUCCACACCGUACACUUGCAUGUCCCCUGCAGCAGAAGUCAGGCACUCACAGGCCUGUUGUCUGGCAGGUCUGGCGACAGUGCUAUGUACUUUCCUGCUGUGAUUCCAGUUGUGCCCCAGCCGGACCCCGCCUUUAUGAUUUUCGUUGCCAAGCCUGGCUGGUUUUGCUCCAAGCCUGUAGUCCUGUUUGAUUGCCGGCGCAUUGAUCAGACAAUGUUCGCACAGGCUGUCUUUCCGGAACUCAACCGAGAAUCUAUUCUGCUCGCAGCCGGUCGCAGGAGUGCAAUCCCUAACACUAUUCUCAUCCUUGACUGUCGGUACCUCUUGCGGGCUUUCAUGUGGCAGAUUGUGCAAGGGGCCGUCUUUUUGCUACGAGAUGGCAUUGUGCUCACCGUCGCUUAUAUCGAGAACCUGCUUCCUAGCGACACCUCACCAGCACCCAUCGAUCCCCCGGAUGAUGAGCUCUUUCGCUCCUCUGGGAGUGACGACCACCCACGAUGCUGGCAGACCCAGGCCGACCCGACCUUCGUUACACGGCAAAGCCUAGCCGACAUGUGGAGAACCGUAUUUCCACACGAUGCCUUGCUUGAAGGCAUGCGGCAGCCUCCUGGGCAGCCCCGCCGCUAUGUCAUCCUUUUUUCCCUGCCAGCCCGCCCUACAGGCAUGCAGCUUGAAGCCCUGACUUGCGAUUCCGUCGAGCUUCCCAUACAGGAUACACCUGCUGUUUUCGCCAUUAUGACACCGGGAUACACGUUUGAGUGUAUAGAGCUGGACAUUCAUGAAGGUCAGACGGUUCCAAGCUUACUCGAAGCUGUCGAUCCUGUGCGCGACCCGGGUCGGCGUUCGCUUUUUCCAGUUCUGUUGCCAGUGAAUCCACAAGCCGAUGCAAGAUGGGGUUCCCUCAUUGCUUUACCGGCGUGGGCGGUCAACUCUGUUAUUGUCUGCUUUGACAUGUAUGCCUUGGAAGGGCGUAUCUUUGCAGCCCGGGUCCCACCACUCACUGACAGAUAUUGGCUCCUCAGGCUCGCAGGCAUCUCACCACACGCUGCUGUUGAGAUCACUUGCCCUUGCCUUGAUGGGUUUGUUGAAGACGGACAUGAGGUCCGCUUGGCGCCUGAUGACUGUGUUACCUUUGUCGCCCCUACCACAGACAACGAGCCCAUAGUGCACCUUGCUGAGAUGCUCGGGACUCACCUUGGGUGGGCUUCCGGCCCCCCUUUUCCUGGCCAGGCCUCUGACGAUCGCCUCUGCAUUGUCUCUGACGACCGGAUCAUUGACUUUGUUGUUGAGCCAGUUCGAUCAAUGUACUAUAAGGCUGAUAUUGCCUUCAACCUUGGCCUCCGGUCUUGGCUUUUGCACCUCACGCCAGCCCAGCCCGCAGUUCGUGAUUCUGCUGUGUUUGGGCGCCCACAGCGCACGGUUCUUACUGCAGGCGAGCAUUUCAGACGAGGCGGAGCCACUGAGUUGGUCGUCGGGAUCCUCGAUGGCAGGCCUUUGCUGCAGAGUUGGCAGCGACUGUACAUUCAGGACGGUUGGCUUGACUUGAACCGACUUCGCCAGCCUGACAGAUAUUGCACCAGCGGGUUGGCAUGUCUCCCUGCCCGGUUGUCCGGCCCACUGGCAGUGGCUUUGGUUUCAGCCAGGCUAGCCCUCUGCUACCCGACGAUUGUGAAGGUUGGGACCUUCGGACACUGCUUACUGAGGCCGUAUGGCAAGAAGGCAGCACAGCCUUCCUUGAUGCGAGAGCUAUCCUCGAAGUUCUCACCGAGCACUUUUCUCAAGAACCAAUUGAUGACGGCACCGAUCCUGUUACCGUCUGCCUCGAGACACAACUGCCAGUGUCCUGCCAUCAACAGCAGACGCUACAGCUUCAGCGGUGCCGCUCACUCCCUCUUGAAGUUCGCACCAGCCUUGUCAACAUUCCGAUAUGGUGCGGAUCGGGGACACGCCUCGGCACAAUCGGUACCUCCUGACACCCCUUAUUUCCUCGGCGAAGUGCUGGACGAUGCGCUCACCUCCGAGCUGCUUGCUUUGUGCUGGGCCUUGAGUUGGGCUGCGCAGCAUUCGUUGCGCUACGAGGCACCGUUACACUUUUUGUACGACGCCCAAAGCGCUGGGUACGGCACUUUCGGAAAGGCCAGGCCUGCGCGCGGGUCCCGCCCAUCUCACUAUGCGCCCCUUGCUCAAUUUGCUGUAGCGCUCAGACAGUACCUGAAUGCCCGCCGAGCCAUCACACACGCGCAUGUGAAGGGACACACAGGUCAGCUCGGAAACGAAUUGUGUGAUGCCCUUGCCAAGCUUGCUCGCCGUGAUUCUGCCACUGCAUUCGACCGAUGUCUGCCAGACUGGCCUUCGCGCUGGGCUGCACACCCCCUCGCCGAAUGGGCGUGGGCUACUGUCCCAGGCCAGUGUGACGUCCCUCGCCUCUUUUGCUUUGACGUCGAAGUUGACCUUGCACAACAUAAACCUCUCCCCACGGUGGCCCCGCCUCAAGAAGCAGUCAUCAACUCAGCCGGUCCUGCUGGGGAGGUGCACUUUGCGUUCUCCUGCGUGAGCCUCAAUGUUUUAACAUUGCGCGAUCGCCCAGCCGCACCGGGACAGGAAACCACUGUUGGCAUGCGAGUGCUUGGCCGCAAAGAUGUCCUGAAGGCUUCACUGCAAUCUGUUCAGCCUCUCUUCGUAGGACUCCAGGAAACCCGCUUGCCACAAUCCGAGUCUCAGCCUGACUCCGACUACCUGAUUUUUACUGCUGCUGCCACCGAGCAGGGUACUGGCGGCUGUUCACUGUGGAUUGCAAAGGACAUACCCCUGUUUUCAUGUGGAGGUGUGCCCACGUUUAUACGACAGAGCGAUGUGACAGUCACUGCUACAUCCCCUCGACACCUUGUGGCUUUGAUCCAGACUGCCAGGCUACAGCUACAGGUGCUCGUCCUACAUGCUCCGUCUGCUGCCACCAUGCCAGCCACAACUGUCAGGGACUUCUGGGAUGCCCGGGCCACCGAUAUCGUGCAAAGACCCGAAGGUUCGGACUUCCUUGUGCUUUGCGACGCGAACUCCAGACUAGGAGACGUAGUCUCGGAGCUUGUGAGCGACCAUGGUGCCGAAGCCGAAAACAUCGCAGGUGGACUUUUUCACGAAUUUCUUGCUAAAGUCGAUGCCCUAGCACCUUCCACUUGGUCACAGUGGCACUCCGGGUCCCAUGCUACCUGGGUCUCCUUUACAGGAUUGCAAUCCAGGAUUGAUUACAUCUUGGUACCCCGAGAGUGGAAAGUUGCCGCCUUGCAGUCGUGUGUCCUCCCACGAGUGGAACAUCUACAGCUGCGAGAUGAUCACUUUCCAGUUCAUCUCCUUUGCCAAUUCGCACGCCAACUACCCAAGCUUGUCCAUCAGAAUGUGAAAAAGCAGGUGGUACGCCCUGGCCCUGCCGCUGCUGGCCCAGCCGCUUGCGCAUUGCUGAAUUCCACAGUCCCCGUACAAGCCUGGGACGUCCCCAUUGACGAACACUAUGGCGUACUAGCGCAGGCUUGGCGCACUGUUGGGCGGUCUCUGGAGCCCGAUGCCACACCUGUUCCCCGCCAGCCGUACCUUUCUGCAGCGACUCUUGAAAUUGUGAAGGCACGCCAAGACAGCAGGGUACGCCUUAAGUUCUUGUGCCGAGAGCGUGCCUACCGCUGGAAACUCAUUUCCUUUGCUGCUUUUGUCAAUCACGCCGGCCACCUUUCUUUCAGUCACGCCAGAACUGCCGUCGCUGACAGAUGGCUUCGUGACCUUGAUGGCGAGGAGGCGCGCAUGCUCGCGCACCAUGUGCGCCUUGGCCGCGACAUCCGGCGCUCUGUCGCCUUUGACAGAACUCACUACCUUGAUGGUCUUGCGUCUGAGGUCGCGCAAGGCAAUAUCGGUGACGCUAAGGCUCUUUAUCGAGUACUCAGACGCGCUUUUCCUGCAGCGCGCUCCGCCAGACGACAAGGGAUCACCCCACUCCCGAUGCUGAUGCUCGAGGACGGGACUGUCGCACAGACUACCAGCGCUCGAGCAGAGGCCUGGCGCACGCACUUCUCCGCACAAGAAGCUGGUAUAGCUGUUAGCGGCCCUGAGUACGCUGAGGCCUUCGCACACUGUACCAUUAUUCAGGCACGGAGCUUGGAUGUCUCCCUUGUUCCCACGCUUGCUACUGUCGAGAAACACAUCCUCGCUACCAAGAGUGCCCGCGCUGCCGGCCCAGACGGUAUCACUGCCGAACUCCUCCGCCUGGAUGCACCUAUCACAGCGCGGCAGCUCCUCCCUGUCUUUCUUAAGGCAUCCCUGCAUGUGCAAGAGCCCAUCACAUUUCGAGGUGGUGACCUCGUAUGCUUGGCCAAACGCGCGGGUCAGGCUCUAACGUGCGAGGCAUAUCGAUCCAUCCUUGUCUCUUCGGUGCCGGGGAAGCAAAACCACAGAGGACUUCGAGAAUCUCUGAAGCAUCUCCUUCUAGGUAGCCAGCCACCUUUCCAAGCAGGUGUUGCCGCUGGACAAGGGAUCGAGGGCAUAGCCCUCGCAGUUCGCACCUUUUACACGCUCUGUCGAGCCAAGAAUGUGCCAGCCUCGCUCGUCUUUUUCGAUUUGCAGGCCGCCUUUUAUCAG